This is a messenger RNA of Salvelinus sp. IW2-2015, 1599 nucleotides long. It is a transcript of the gene rab33a, whose product is annotated as RAB33A, member RAS oncogene family. Lineage: Eukaryota; Metazoa; Chordata; Actinopteri; Salmoniformes; Salmonidae. Gene Ontology annotation, molecular function: GTPase activity; GTP binding. Gene Ontology annotation, biological process: Rab protein signal transduction. The record is from RefSeq and is a predicted model, not a curated record.
GUGAGGGAGUGGGUCGCUGUUGUUGCCGUGCCUGACUGCCUCACCUUCCCCCAUCCGCGAGACCAGUGCACAACUGUGUACAUCAUCUUAGCGUAAUGGCAAAUGAAUCUUUUGAAAAUGAGGGAGGUACCGGUUCGAGAAACUCAAGAAAUACAAAUUUCACAUCAUCUGUGGAUCUCAGCACGUCCUUAGAUUCAAGUGUUCAGACUCGAAUAUUUAAAAUAAUUGUAAUCGGGGAUUCAAAUGUAGGGAAGACCUGCUUAACCUUCCGCUUCACUGGGGGAAGCUUUCCCGAGAAGACUGAGGCGACAAUCGGUGUGGAUUUCAGGGAGAAAGCAGUGGAAAUAGAGGGCGAAAAAAUAAAGGUGCAGGUGUGGGACACUGCAGGACAGGAGCGCUUCAGGAAGAGCAUGGUAGAACACUACUACCGCAAUGUGCACGCUGUCGUUUUCGUUUACGACGUCACCAAGAUGGCCUCAUUCCAGAACCUGAAGACGUGGAUCCAGGAGUGCAACGGGCACCGUGUCUCACCCACUGUGCCUCGGGUACUGGUGGGUAACAAGUGUGACCUGGUUAGUCAUAUCCAAGUACCCUCCAACACUGCCCUCAAGUUUGCAGACGCCCACAACAUGCUGCUGUUUGAGACCUCGGCGAAGGACCCCAAGGAGAGCCAAAAUGUGGACUCCAUUUUCAUGUGCCUGGCAUGUCGGCUGAAAGCCCAGAAGUCCCUGCUGUACAGGGAUGUUGAGAGGGAGGAUGGAAGGGUUAGGCUUUCACAAGAGACAGAUGUUAAUAAGAGUAACUGCCCUUGUUGAGGCUCCUCCACUCUGCAAUUAUUCCUUAUCUCCUUUUAAUACUGCUGUGACUUGAAUUGAACAAUUUAACAUAAACAACGUAAGGCAAAGAUACUGUUCUAAUGUUAACAUUUCUUGAAAGAAUGUGCCUGCAGUUAUUUCAAUUUCUUCUUAAAAAUGAUAAUAGUGUUUUGCUGUCUGUCUGUCUGACGCUCUCUUGUUUUACUCUCUUUCUUUGAUAUGUUAUCAUUAUCACAUUCUGUAAUAAUGGCCUUAAGUCAAGAGAGAUCAUCCAGUGGUGUUUGUAAAGUAUGUUUAUUUAUUUUGUAUUUGAGUUGUACAUGUCUGUACAUGUCUGCUGUCAGUAUUAUCAUGUAUGUACAUGUCUGCUGUCAGUAUUAUUGUUUCAUGCAAUAUACUUGUGUGUAACAUGAUUGUCACAAUCUCACAAAGGGACUUUCAUAAAGACUAUUUGGGCUUCACACUGACGUACUGUAUAUGUGCUGCAAUCGUUUUACAUUUGUUCAGUAUAUUGUUUGUGUUUUUUAACUAUAUUUUAAGAAAUAUCCGCUAAUAAUCCUUCACAUUGAAUUGUCAUAACCAUAAUGCAGAGGAUGGACAGGCAACGAUGCUAGUUAGCCCAAUACCCUCCCCCACCCCACCAGGGGUUUCUCUGGCAUCAGGUCUGCUAUUUCUGCUUUCUGUUUUCUCUCCAUUGAUCAUCAUCAUAUUUCUGAUCGUCAUCAAAACAUGCAAUUUGUGACCGUUUCCUGUCUUUGCUUCAAAAUUAAAUAUUCAACAAAUA